ACUCCGUUAGUCUAUUGCGAGACGGUCCGAUUGAUAAGGUGAUACCGAUUUGUUAAGGUCGUGGCAGGCAUGGCGCUCAGUAAAGAUCUUCCCGAUAUAGAGAAUUUGCUUGCUCUAAACCCUAGGCCCCUGCAACAUGCAAGCCUCGUUCCAACUGCCACGACUAAGAAAAGCAGGCAGCAUUGGAAGAGAAAUGCUGACAAAGGAUGCUCGACAUGUGUACCAAAGGAGAAGAAUUUCAGUGAUAUCAAACACACAACCCUAAGUGAGAGGGGUGCUUUGAAAGAGGCAGCUAGGUGUUUGAAAUGUGCCGAUGCUCCCUGUCAGAAAAGUUGUCCAACGCAACUUGAUAUCAAGUCAUUUAUCACUAGCAUUGCCAAUAAGAACUACUAUGGUUCAGCAAAGGCAAUCUUCUCCGACAAUCCCCUGGGUCUCAGUUGUGGUAUGGUGUGUCCAACCAGUGACCUGUGUAUGGGAGGCUGCAACCUAUAUGCCUCUGAAGAAGGGCCUAUUAACAUUGGAGGACUACAGCAGUAUGCUACAGAGGUUUUCAAGACUAUGAAAAUCCCACAAAUCAGGGACCCAAGUCUUCCAUCGGUUAAAGACCUUCCCGAGAGCUACCAGGCAAGGAUAGCCCUGCUUGGGUGUGGACCAGCCAGUAUCAGUUGUGCCACGUUCCUGGCUAGGUUGGGCUACUCUGAUGUCACCAUCUUUGAAAGGGGCAAAAUCAUAGGUGGACUGAGUUCUACUGAAAUCCCACAAUUUCGUCUGCCAUAUGAAGUGAUCGAUUUUGAAGUUGAACAGAUGAGGGAUCUUGGUGUCAAGAUCCAACUUGACACAGCACUUGGUAAGGAUGUCAGCUUAGAGUCACUGAAGAAGGAUGGAUAUGAAGCAGUCUUCCUUGGGAUUGGACUGCCCAGUGCCAAAAAGAUCCCCAUCUUUGAGGAUCUCACUAUGGAAAUGGGCUUCUAUACGUCUAAGGAGUACCUUCCCUUGGUAGCAAAGGCCAGUAAGCCAGGAAUGUGUGCUUGCAAAGCUCAACUUCCAUCGCUGAGGGGGAAUGUAGUGGUCCUCGGAGCAGGAGACACGGCAUUUGAUUGUGCAACAUCGGCAUUGCGCUGUGGAGCGAAGAGAGUGUUCAUCAUCUUCAGGAAGGGUUUUACUACCAUCCAGCCAGUACCGGAAGAGAUGGACUUGGCUAAAGAAGAAAAGUGUGAAUUCCUACCGUUUCUGUCUCCAAGUAAAGUGAUUGUGAAGAACGGAAAAAUCACCGCUAUGGAGUUUUUCCGGACGGAGCAGGAUGAUGAUGACAAGUGGAUCAUUGAUGAGGAACAGCAGAUCAGAUUGAAGGUUGAUUUCAUCAUCUCCGCAUUUGGAUCCGCUCUGAAGGACGAUGUUGUUCGCAAGGCAAUGGAGCCUCUCAAAUUCACCAACUUUGGACUACCAGAGUGUCACCCGGAAACCAUGCAGUCGAGUGAGCCUUGGGUGUUCUGUGGUGGUGACCUUGGAGGUGUCGCCCAGACGACAGUUGAGUCAGUCAAUGAUGGCAAGCAGGCAUCCUGGCACAUGCAUAGAUACUUACAGUCACUCCAUGGGCUUCCAGUCCCACCAGAACCUAAGCUCCCACAGUUCUUUACUCCAAUCGACUUGGUUGAUAUCAGCGUUGAGCUCUGCGGACUUAAGUUUGAGAAUCCGUUCGGCCUGGCCAGUGCCACUCCUACAACGUCUAGCCCAAUGAUAAGACGAGCAUUUGAAGCUGGAUGGGGUUUCUCAUUGACCAAAACUUAUUCUCUUGAUAAGGACAUCGUCACGAACGUCUCCCCACGUAUCGUGCGUGGCACGACCUCGGGUCAUAUGUUUGGACCAGGACAAGGAUCCUACCUCAACAUAGAACUCAUCAGUGAAAAGACGGCCGCGUACUGGUGCCAGAGCAUCAGAGAACUGAAGAGGGACUUCCCGACCAAGAUCGUCAUUGCCAGCAUCAUGUGCGCUUACAUUAAAGAGGACUGGGUAGAACUUGCUAAAAUGUCUGAGGAUGCCGGGGCAGACGCCCUUGAACUGAACUUGUCUUGUCCUCACGGAAUGGGAGAAAAGGGCAUGGGCUUGGCGUGUGGCCAGGAUGCUGAACUAGUGCGAAACAUUUGCCGCUGGGUGCGGGAGGCGGUAAAAAUUCCAUUCUUUGCAAAGCUUACGCCAAAUGUAACCAACAUAGCUGUCAUUGCCAAGGCUGCUUAUGAAGGAAAGGCAGAUGGUGUGACAGCAACAAACACUGUGUCUGGUUUAAUGGGCCUGAAGCCAAGCUCAGUAGCGUGGCCAGCUGUUGGCAAGAAGCAGUUGACUACGUAUGGUGGCGUGUCUGGUAAUGCCAUUAGACCCAUCGCUCUCCGGGCUGUGUCAUGCAUCGCUAAGGAGAUACCAGACUUCCCAAUCCUUGCAACUGGUGGCAUAGAUUCUGCUGAGGCUGGACUGCAGUUCCUCCAUGCUGGGGCUUCGGUUCUCCAGGUUUGCAGUGCAAUUCACAACCAAGAAUACACCAUUGUUCAGGAUUACAUAUCUGGUCUUAAGACUUUGCUGUACCUGCGAAGCGUCGAAGGACUGGAGGACUGGGAUGGUCAGAGCCCUCCCACUGCUGCUCAUCAGUUAGGGAAACCUGUCAUCAGGGUGGCCGAUAUCAUUGGAAAGAGCCUUCCUAACUUUGGACCAUACAAAGAAGAGAGAAAUGCCCUAAUCAGCGAGAAGAUUGUCUCCUCUGACCUGUUGGAGAAAAAGCUUGCCCCGGUCCGACCAGCCAACCCAGUCAAGAAGUCUGUGCCUGGAGUCAAGGACAUGAUUGGCCUAGCUGUGCCGCAGAUCGGAGCUUAUAAUGAUCUCAACAACAAGGAACAAGUGGUGGCUUUGAUUGAUGAGGAGAUGUGUAUCAACUGCGGGAAAUGUUACAUGACAUGUAAUGAUUCAGGAUACCAGGCAAUCACCUUCGACCCACAGACCCAUCUUCCCCAUGUCACAGAGGAAUGCACUGGUUGUACCCUCUGUGUGUCUGUCUGCCCCAUCAUUGAUUGUAUCAAGAUGAUUGAUAGGACGACCCCUUAUGUACCUAAGCGUGGUGUACCACUUGGUGUGACAGCUCAGGAGGCGUUGAGAAAUAGGGCAAGUGCUGUAAUGGUCAUGCAGUAGGAAGGACACAAGGUCACAAUUUGGCCUCAAGGAUGUCAGUGAGAUUGGUGGAUCUACCUUAAACCUAGUCUGUAUGUAGCUACAUCAAGAAAAUGGUCACAAUCUGGCAUCGUCUCAUCGCAUCGAACUGCUACAAUUUCUUCCAGGAUAGAUACAUGUCCAUGCAUUUGCUUGUCAAUAUGUUGAAUUACAAUGUUUGUACUCGCAGAUUGGCAUGCUAAAGAUUUUUUGUUUUGUUUUACUGUAAACUCAGUUAAGAGUCAUCAUGACUUCCGAGGUGCAACACCACUGCCUCAUAACAAUUCCUUCUUAGAUUACCUCAGGCACUGCCAGCAAGACAGGAUGGCUCUUAUCUGAGUUUACAGUAAGGAUACACAUUAAAGAAAUGUCAAAAUUUGUUGAAAGACAAUUAUCGGAUUAACAGUUUUUGUUGUUGCAAAAACUAAUGGGACCAUAAUACUACGAAAUAAUAAGAUACUGUUUGAUCCACAGAUUAGUAGAUGGUGAAUUAUAGACUAUAAUUGGAUAUAUGUAGUGCAGUGUACUUAAAAGUAUAGCUCCCAUAUAAAUUAUACUGUCAAUCAGUUUGUAUUGGAGGUGAUGGGUCAGGUGGCUAAAGUCCAAAGACUGCAGUGAUUGACUGUCGUUACGUUUUACUACUGAAUUAUUUCUAUUACAAAAUCAAAAUUCCUGAGCAGUUCCCUUCCAGUCAAGUUUAUCAUAGGCAUAGCCAGGCUUUCCAGAGAAGGGGUUGUUUUCGAAAACAGUUCAUGGGUAGUUUUGAAAACUAUUUUAAGCUCAAGGAAAUGACCAUUGUCUUAAAGUAUGCUGUCAUUGGUUGUAGGCUGUUGGAUUACAACGCCGGUGUUAAUUGACUGCCACAUGAUUAAUGGAAUGACAAGACUCAUGAUUGAUGUGAUAAAUGUAUGCUAAAUAUCAAGUACGCGGUAGAUUAGAGAUGCUUAAAAUUUGUACAUGUACAGUGGAAUCUCCCUUCGCGGACACCUCUGUUUGCAGGAUUCCCUCUAUAUAGAGUGAUAGGCAGAGUGAUUUUUGUCACAAAUAGGUUGUUUCUAUACUAUUUGUUCUCCGUUAUCAGGAGACCUCUCUUUUAGUCAUUUGUUGGUGCCAGGGGUGUCCUUAAUAGAGAGGUUCUACUGCAAUAGCUUAUAUAUUUGUUAAUAAACUGUAGAUUUAGAUUUACGAAAUCCAAUCGGGGAUGUUUUACAAUGAGCAUGGCAUUCACUAUGGCAUGUAAAGAAUCAAAAUACAUGUAGUCAUAAAGCUAUUUACAAAUGUAUGUAUGAAAUAAAAAUAUUUCUGUGUAGAAGA
This is a messenger RNA of Lineus longissimus, 4506 nucleotides long. RefSeq names its product dihydropyrimidine dehydrogenase [NADP(+)]-like. Gene Ontology annotation, cellular component: cytoplasm; cytosol. NCBI's taxonomy places the organism in Eukaryota, Metazoa, Nemertea, Pilidiophora, Heteronemertea, Lineidae. The transcript is spliced from 20 exons. Gene Ontology annotation, biological process: uracil catabolic process; thymine catabolic process. The record is from RefSeq and is a predicted model, not a curated record. Bases 70 to 3174 code for a protein of 1034 amino acids. Gene Ontology annotation, molecular function: uracil binding; dihydropyrimidine dehydrogenase (NADP+) activity; iron-sulfur cluster binding.